Molecule: messenger RNA, 1507 nt
Organism: Aphanomyces invadans
Lineage: Eukaryota; Oomycota; Saprolegniomycetes; Saprolegniales; Verrucalvaceae
Exons: 1
Coding region: 9-1253 (414 amino acids)
Source: RefSeq, a predicted model, not a curated record
CGUUUGUGAUGCAAACAGAGGUGGAAGCAAUAUGCCGCAAGUUUCUCGACUCGGCGCAUGUCGCUAGGCAACUACAAAGCGAUCGAUCGGAUUUCACGCAGUUCCCAAAAGUCUACACCAUCCCAAACGAAGCUCCAUGGCCAGAUUACCUCCAGGGAGAAACAUUAUUCAGCGCAAACCUGCGCUUCCUCUACAAGAUGGACAAGAUUGAUCAAGCGAUGUUGGACGAGUUCGACGAACUCAAAUUUGUAUGGGACCCUGUAGAGCACCAACACGCGAUGAGUGUUCUCGCGCUCAAGACGUACCGAGCGUUAAAUGGGCAUGUCAGAGUCCCAGGCUUGUUUGUCGUGCCGGACAAGUCACCUCUUUGGGCGAAAGACUUGUGGAACAUGCCGUUAGGUGUCGUCGUAAAGACUUACCGUUCGUCUUGGACAUCCUGGCCUGAAUCCACGCGAGCAGCACUCGAAGAAACCGGUCUUUCUCCAACUGAAGCCGUGUGGCCAGAGGAGUCGCAACUUGCCGCGUUCAAGUGGUUCAAACAGAUUUAUGGGCACGUCGAUAUUUCUGGAGAUUUCGUCGUUCCUUCUCAAGAUGCUGCGUGGCCGCAAGCUCUGUGGGGAUUGCCUCUCGGCCUUCUCGCCUUUGACUUGCAAGCGAACCCUCGUAGACUCAAACCAGAACAGUACAGUGAGCUCAGGGAUUUGGGCGUGGUAUUCGAGGGUGUUGAUCGUGCGACCUGGGACGAACGUGUGCAAGCUCUGAUCAUCUACUGGAGAAUUUACGGCGAUUUUCUCGUACCGUCAAGGUUUAAGGUGCCCAGGAACGACGUGCGAUGGCCCGACUCGAUGUGGGAUUUGGGACUUGGCGGGAUCGUUAGCCGUCUUCGUCGAGACGCCCACGUCGUGCCUGCUGACCGGUUUAAACAGCUGAAGGACAUGGGGUUUGUGUGGAACAUGGACGAGUACUCGUGGGGAGUCAAAAUCAAGGCCCUUCAGACGUACAAGGCUCUUCAUGGAGAUCUCAGAGUGCCGCAAGUGUUCAACAUACCGACUCACGACUCCCGAUGGCCGAAAGAAACCAGGGGAUUCAAACUGGGUCGAGCGAUCGAUCGACUGAGGGAGCAUCACAAGCAUAUGCCUCCAGAACGUGUCGCACAACUCUCGAACAUGGGGUUUGUCUGGCGAUGCCGACGUAAACGCCAGCAAAAGCCAAAGAAUCCAGCAUCGCACCAUGCCACGUUUCUCGAAGUGUAGCGAAAUCUCCCAUAUUUAACACCACUCCCUACAUACUUUGAAGCAGCAGUGACUAUUCUAUAAGGGUUUGUUUCGAAGGUCGCGACUCUGUCAAGUAUCGAGGACGCGCGUUGGGGCUCAAGACUUUUGUGCCGCGUGGACAUUCAUUCGCAUCUUCCUUCGAGUGGGCUGCUUCACUUGAUUCCCAGCAUUCAAAUGGAGCACCAAAAAUGGUAGUGUUUCUAUACAAUAAAUUACCUACGCACUGGUGACCC